AUAGCCGAGGAGUUGAAUAACUCAUUCAACAACUACAGGACCUCGGCUGAAGUGAAGAAACGCUGGUUCUUCAUAAGUUCCCGGUCUCGGCAAAAAAUCCAGCGAUUCCGUGAGGAACGGAAUAGGACAGGUGGUGGUCCUCCUCCCCCUCCACUGGAUCCCAUUGACGAACUAAUUGAGGAUAUUCUGGGACCAGACAGCAAAACAAUAAUGGGUGAGCCUCAAGUCGAUGAUCUGAUGGAUGUCCUGCGUGCUGACAUAAAGGACGUGAGACCUGCUGCAGGAGGAGCAACAGCAGAUCCGUUGGUCGGUAUCAAUAGCCACGAAUCUGCAGAUGCACCAACUGUAAUAUAUGUUGAUGCAUCUGCAGAAGAAGCGCUUCCCCCUUCAUCCAUCCCCUCAGAAGAUCCCACCACGGGACAAAUGGGAGCUGUAAAGGCAGUGGAGUCUGCUGCCCAGGAACACAAGGCAGCUGCUCAGGCAGUGGCAUCCGCUGCACGGGCCCAAGAGGCAGCUGCCCGAGCACAGGAGUCCGCUGCGAGGGCCAAGGAGUCCGCUGCGAGGGCCAAGGAGUCCGCUGCGAGGGCCAAGGAGUCCGCUGCGAGGGCCAAGGAGGCAGCUAUGCGGGCCAAGGAACAGGCUGCCAAGGAGAAAAUUGAGGCCAUGAGGCUUAAAGCUAGAUACUAUAAAUUUAAACUAGAAAAUAAUUAAACAUACAACCAAAUA
Messenger RNA from Eriocheir sinensis (Chinese mitten crab), 726 nucleotides. RefSeq lists its product as uncharacterized. The record is from RefSeq and is a predicted model, not a curated record. NCBI's taxonomy places the organism in Eukaryota, Metazoa, Arthropoda, Malacostraca, Decapoda, Varunidae. The transcript is spliced from 3 exons. Bases 211 to 711 code for a protein of 166 amino acids.